AUGAUUCUCUUUCUGCUUUUCACUUUUACUGUUCUCUACUUUUUCAAUGAGUUUUACUGGAAACGUCGAAGUUUGCCACCAGGACCGUUUCCCAUUCCUGUCAUUGGUAACACGAUUGAAUUGUUCUCUUAUCCACCACCCGGUACUGCCGCAUAUGCUGCUUGGACUAAAAAGUUCGGGACAAUUUACACAAUGUGGAUGGGAACCGACCCAGCAAUUGUGAUCACUGGAUACAAGGAGCUCAAAGAGACAUUCAUCAAUGAUGCGGACAGUUACUCAGAUAAAAUGAUUUUUGAAAAGUUCAACACAUCGCUUCGUGGUGGGGACUAUGGAGUGAUUGAUACGAAUGGGAACACGUGGAAAGAGCACAGAAAGUUUGCAUUGCACACUUUGAAAGAUUUUGGAAUGGGAAAAGAAGCGAUGGAAGCGUCGAUUCAGCUGGAAGUGGAUAGUAUUGAGGAGGAGUUGAACAAAAUGGAAGGGAAGGAAGUUAACAUUCAGGAACAAUACGACAUGGCAAUUGGAAAUGUAAUUAAUCAAUUUCUCUUCGGAGUCCGUUUCAAUGAUCCCUUGAAAUUCAAUGAACUAAAACAAUUGUUAGAUCUUUUCUUUGAAGUCCAAGGCAGUUUCCGAGUAUACUUUGCUUAUACUGUCAGCUGGCUUCCGCAGUGGAUGGUUGAGCUGCUGACACCUGAUGUCGGGCGUGUUCGAGAUGGAGUCUUCCAGUUUUUCCAACAACAAAUCGAAGAACAUCGUAAUGAGAUUGAUUUCGAAGUGGAGGAGAGUAAGGAUUACGUGGAAACUUAUAUGAAAGAGCAGAAGAGAAGAGAAGCGGAAGGGGACUUCACUUCAUUUUCUGAUGACCAGUUGAGGAAUAUGUGUUUUGAUAUGUGGGUAGCAGGCAUGCAUACAACUACAAAUACAAUGGGUUUCCUCACUGCUUAUGCCAUCAAUAAUAUGGAAGCACAGAGGAAAAUGCAGAAGGAACUAUCAGAAGUUGUAGGGGACCGAAUGGUAACAAUGAAGGACAAACUAAAUUUGCCAUACACAAAUGCAUUCAUCAAUGAAGCCCAACGCGCGAGCAACCUUCUACCAAUGAAUCUCCCACACGCCACAACUCGUGAAGUCACUCUUGCCGGUUGCACUAUCCCCAAAGGCAUGACAGUCAUCCAUCAAAUCAGUAGUAUUCUCUCAGAUCCGGAGAUUUUCCUAGAACCGGAGAAGUUCCUCCCGGAAAGAUUCAUAGACGAGAGUGGAAAUUUGAAGAAAGUCGAGGAGCUGGUUCCAUUCUCUGUUGGAAAACGGGUCUGUUUAGGGGAAGGACUCGCUCGAAUGGAGCUAUUCUUGUUCACUGCUAACUUGUUCAAUCGGUUCGAGUUCUGCGAAGGAGCCAAUGGACUGCCGUCAUUGGACAGGACGUAUGCAUUUAUUGCGAAAGCGAUGGAUUACACCUGUCAGGUGAAGCGAAGAUACGUUAAUUGA
Caenorhabditis remanei is the source of this 1482-nucleotide messenger RNA. RefSeq lists its product as uncharacterized. NCBI's taxonomy places the organism in Eukaryota, Metazoa, Nematoda, Chromadorea, Rhabditida, Rhabditidae. Gene Ontology annotation, biological process: xenobiotic metabolic process. The transcript is spliced from 5 exons. Gene Ontology annotation, molecular function: heme binding; oxidoreductase activity, acting on paired donors, with incorporation or reduction of molecular oxygen, reduced flavin or flavoprotein as one donor, and incorporation of one atom of oxygen; iron ion binding. Gene Ontology annotation, cellular component: intracellular membrane-bounded organelle; cytoplasm. The record is from RefSeq and is a predicted model, not a curated record. Bases 1 to 1482 code for a protein of 493 amino acids.